Eucalyptus grandis is the source of this 2438-nucleotide messenger RNA. RefSeq names its product tudor domain-containing protein 3. The record is from RefSeq and is a predicted model, not a curated record. Gene Ontology annotation, cellular component: nucleus. The coding region runs from base 30 to 1430 and encodes 466 amino acids. Lineage: Eukaryota; Viridiplantae; Streptophyta; Magnoliopsida; Myrtales; Myrtaceae. The transcript has 7 exons.
UUUGCUUUUGCAGAGAAUUCUCUCUCGAGAUGGAACUGAGCUCGUCCUCCGCUCCCGCUCCCGCUCCUCCUGCUCCUCCUGCUCCCGCUCCCGCUCCCGCUCCCGCUCCUGCUCCGUCGUCGUCGUCGUCGGCGGUGGCGGCGGCGGCGUCGUUGACGUAUUCUUCUUCGGAAGCCGCGCUGGUGGAGAGGCUCCGGCAGCGCGGAUGGUCCUUCGACAACGCGGCCCACGUCCGGGCCGUCAUCAUGAUCCAGCGCGCCCUCAUCGACGAUCCCUCCGACGCGGCCGCCCUCGCCGUCGCCGUCGAAUCGGACCUCCUCAACACCGACCUGCGGUCCGUCGGGUCCCGGACCCUCCCCGACCGCAAGGCCUCGCACCUCCACGGCCCCAUGGUCCUCCAGAUAUCUGCGGUGAGGGACAUUGCGAGAAGUAGUAUUGACGAGGCCUCAAAGAGCUCUGGUGGUAAUCGGAUGCUGAGAUUGACGCUGACGGACGGUCACAGCGAGAUGACCGCAAUUGAGUAUGCUCAUAUUCCAUCGCUUCCCGAUGAUGUCGUUCCCGGUACUAAGGUGCGGCUGGAAAAGAAAGUUGCAGUAUACAGUGGGAUUCUGUGUCUAACUCCAACAACAUUAACUGUCUUAGGUGGUGUUGUUCAGUCUCUAUUUGACGAGUGGCAAAUGAACAGAAAAUACUCUGGCUUCUCCCGUGAUUCUUUAAAACUAUCACAGCAAAGUGAUGCAGGUGGCCCUCCCCCAUUUGAGAAGCUGCAGAUCAGGGCUUCCGCACGUCAGUCCACUCAUCAAAGAAGAUAUUCAAACAACCCUGAAACCUCCAAUGGCAAGAAAUUUGAAGGCAGGGAGUCUCUCAUGCCAUUGGAAAAUAGAUCUGUCGUUGGACAGAAGAAUCUUGAAAUAAAGGAAGAUGUUGUGGGAAAUAGUUCGGGAACCACUCCACCUACAGGAAAAGAUGAGGAAAAACCAACUCGCUCUGAGUCGAGGCCAAAAGAAGUUGCUGAUUCUGCACCUGUUCAAAAUCAAGCGGCUGCUCAGAAACUCCUCCGAAAGAUGAACCAACAAGGGAUGCAGAAUCAGCAUUUUAAAGGUCGAAGAAAUAGAGGGAAGGGUAAAGAAGAAGAGGCUCCAGUUUUUACUCUAAAUGAAUGGCAACAAAGAAAUGCCGUUCCGAAGCAGCCAAAUAUGAUUCAUGAUGAGGAAUUGGCAUGGCAGCUUCAGAAUCAAUUUGACUUGGAAGAUGCUCAUCAUGUACUAGAGGGUCCUAAUGAGACAGAAGCAGAAAGAAUCAGGAGGAACAUGUUCAGUUAUGAAAGAGACGAUGAUAGGAAUCAUUCAGGGGGAUACGGAGGUGGACGGAGGGGUAGAGGGAGAGGAAGAGGGAGGGGAAGAUCCCGUGGGAGGGGAAGACGUGGUUGAUUUUCUGCCCCUUCUCAUCUUUCAUGGGUUUGACGUUCACAACUUCAUGUCAGAUACUUGGAAAUGCUGCGGCCAUCACUGGGAUUAUCUUCGUGAAUAUUCUAAGACAGAGAUAAUGGCUAUGUACAGUGGUUUGGUUUCUUAUAGUAGUGGCCUCUUACCAAACCCAGCUAGCUUCAUGUUUACUUACUCGCAGAAGAAACUUUCUCAUUCUUGCAGGAAGGGUUUCUUUAUUUCUCUUUCCACUGAAAUAAGCACAACUGAACUAAGAAAUGCAUGAGAUAAAAGGAAUAGAAAUAGGCUGCUGACCCUUGAGAUAAGGUGCUUGUAGAUGGCACUAACCAUGGCUAUACCUCACAAUGCAUAUGUCAAAUAAUCAGAAAAUAUAUGAUGGUGCAGUGGCAUAACGUACUCAAAUGAUGAAUUAUUUUUCCAGUGUCAAAUUUGCUUUGCAGUGGUGUCCUCUCACCCACUUUGAUUCCACUUAACUCUGUUUUAAGUUUGUAGUGUAUCAUCAUUAAUUAAGAUAAGCUGUAGAUCAUUUUUGUCUUGGUAAUUUCUUUGAAUAUAUCAAUUAAAUUAAUAGUCUCUUCCCUUUUAUUGCAGUGGUCGCGAUGCCAGUCGGUGAGGCUAAGAUUCAGCGUUAUUAUUGAUGUCAAUACAUUCCUUUCUGAGUGAUCGCAUUUCUCACAAUCAAGGAUGAGUAGAUGUUGGAUGCCGUUGUGUAGAAACUGAUGCGGAGAUUUGAAAGGGUAAUGAAUUGGAGGCAACUAUUUAGUUUGUUUGAGGAAGGAAGACAGAUGAGUUUCUGCAAUUAAAAUCCUCGCCUUUUGGUUGUUGUUGUAGCCAUAGGUUUGGUGUUUCACAAAUUGGCCGGGCAAAUCGGGAUUUAGUAGAACCGUGUCACGGAAUGAGCUCAUACGUUGGAUAACAUUUUCAGUCCUGAACCUUAUACAGCAUUCGCGUAUAAUGCAUGGAAUGCAAGCACGACUUUGCUUUUGGUUUUAA